This is a messenger RNA of Branchiostoma floridae (Florida lancelet), 3018 nucleotides long. RefSeq lists its product as uncharacterized. The transcript is spliced from 18 exons. Lineage: Eukaryota; Metazoa; Chordata; Leptocardii; Amphioxiformes; Branchiostomatidae. The coding region runs from base 1 to 3018 and encodes 1005 amino acids. The record is from RefSeq and is a predicted model, not a curated record.
AUGGUUGAGGAGUUUGGCUCAUUUGCUCUUCUGACAGAACCGGGGAAGUGUUGGGAGGAUGUCAUGAUGGGGACACCUCCAGGAGUGAAGCUGGUUUUGUUCAUCUUUAUUUUCAACAUCGUGCAAGACGAGGACAAGACUCAAGUUUCCGCUGCUUACGUGUGCGACCCGGGAUGGCAGCAGUUCGGCACCAGCUGUUUUCAGAUCCACAACUCUCCCCUGAGAACCCACGCUGACGCAAAGGCCGUCUGUAGCGCGGACGGGAGUCUGGCCAUGCCGAAGGACCGGGACACUAACGACUUCCUGGUCGGCUUGAUCAGGGACACGGACCAGAGCGUCGGCACGUGGAUCGGACUCAGGUAUGACGUGGAGGGGACGUGGAGUGACGGCACGGCGUUCCAGCCCGGGGUGUACAGCAACUGGGGAGACGGGGAACCAAACGGGGACGGGCACUGCGUCCACUUCUUCCCGUCCUCAUCCCCCGACGGCUAUAAGGAGAGGUGGAACGAUAACUCAUGUGACGAGACACUCAUGUUCAUCUGCCAGAAGGAAGCGCAAGACGAGGACCAGACUCCGGUUCCCACUAAUUACGUUUGCGACCCGGAAUGGCAGCAGUUCGGCUCCAGCUGCUUCCAGAUCCACAACUCCCCCCUCAGAACCUACCCGGACGCCGAGGCCGUCUGCAGCGCGGACGGAAGUCUGGCGAUGCCGAAGGACCGGGACACUAACGACUUCCUGGUCAGCAUGAUCAGGGACACGGACACGUCUAUGGACACGUGGAUCGGACUCAGAGUGGACCAGUGGAUGUGGAGUGACGGCACGAUGUUCCAGCCUGCAGUUUACAGCAACUGGGCGGACGGAGAACCGUCCGCUGAUGGGAACUGCGUCCACUACUUCCCAUCCUCAUUCCCCGACCAUCUGAAGGAGAAGUGGAACGACGCUUCAUGUGACGUCACAUUCAUGUUCAUCUGCCAGAAGGAAGGUACCGAAUCCUUGUGGCAACAGAUCGGUGGAGGGCUGAAGUCCGUGUCGGUGGGUCGAGCAGGAGUGUGGGGAGUGAGCGGUACCGGCCAGGUGUUAUGCCGAAUUGGUACAUACGAGAACGAAACGUCUCCAGGCACGGGCUGGGCUGGCAUCCCUGGCGGACUGGAUCAGGUCUCAUCCGGGAUCAACAUCGUCUGGGGGUUCAACGUCCACAACGAUGUCUUUGUCCGAUCAGGCAUAAGUGCCGGUUCUCCUGGAGGCUCCGGCUGGACCACUGUUCCGGGAAAGCUGAGACAGGUGUCCGUCAGCUCCAGUAGUAACCAGGUGUGGGGCAUUGACCCCGCAGGUAACGUCUUACGGCGAACUGGGAUCACUCAAGACAAUCCUACAGGAACAGACUGGCAGCAGAUCCCAUCGGACCUGGGCCUGGACCUGGAGUCCGUAUCGGUCGGACGAGCCGGCGUUUGGGGCGUGAACAGUAACUACCAGAUCUUCUACCGUACGGGAACGGCGGGAAACGAGACCUCACCCGGAACCGCCUGGCUACCCGUCAGCGGCGGGUUGGCACAAAUCUCUUCUGGAGAUGGGGAGGUCUGGGGCGCCGACGUGAACAACUAUGUCUUCGUGCGACGCGGUAUAAGUGCUGGCACACCAGAAGGCACUAGCUGGGAGUAUAUCGAGGGGAACAUGAGAGAAGUGCACAUCAGCGCCAGCAGUAACCAAGUGUGGGGCGUGGACACAACCGGCAACGUCUUCCGGCGACUCGGACAGCAGCCACCAACGCAAGCCAUCAGCACCAGCAGUAACCAAGUGUGGGGCGUGGACACAGCCCAGCAUGUCUACCGGCGACUCGGGCAGCAGCCACCAAUGCAAGGUGCCAAUGGUGGCCUGGGGAAGCCGGCGUUUCAGACCAGCACCUUGGAUGACUAUGAGGCCAGCCGGGCCGUGGAUGGGAUCGCCGAUACCGACCUGAACCACGGGUCCUGUGCCGUCUCCCGUGUGGAGGAGGAACCCGUCUGGUGGGUGGAUCUCGGCCAGUCGUAUGUGGUGGAAAGGGUGGUCAUCUUUAACCGCCAGGACUGUUGCGCUGAACGACUCAACCCCUUCCAUAUCAACAUCGGGGAUACCCCCGAAACGAGCACCCAGUGUGGAGGUGACCACCAGAUCAGCCUGACCGAGCCGUCCAUUUCCGUCUCCUGUCCGGGGAUGCAGGGACGCCUUGUUGCCGUAAUUCUUCCUGGAACCUCUCGAACUCUGAGCCUGUGUGAAGUUCAUGUAUUUGCUGUGGUCAUCUUUAACCGCCAGGACUGUUGUUCUGAACAACUCAACCCCUUCAACAUCCACAUCGGGGAUUCAUACGAGAUGGACGCGAACCCCAUGUGUGGAGGUGACCAUCACAUCGGCCUGACCCAGCCGUCCAUUUCCGUCUCCUGUCCGGGCAUGCAGGGACAGUUUGUUGUCAUACUUCUUCCUGGAACCUUCCGAAUACUGAGCCUGUGUGAGGUCCAAGUAUUUUUAGACGUAAAUCUCGCCCUGGGGAAGACAACGUUUAUGACCAGCGGCCCGGAUUCGAGCCUGGCCGUGGACGGGAACACCGAUACCACCCACUCCCGUGGUUCCUGUAUACACACCUAUGCCCAGGGAGAGCCUAACCCCACCUGGUGGGUGGAUCUCGGCCAAUCGUAUGGGGUUGGAAGAGUGGUCAUCUUUAACCGCAUGGACUGUUGCUCCGAACGACUCAACCCCUUCAACAUCCACAUCGGGGAUUCCGAACAGGUCAGCACGAACCCCCAGUGUGGAGGUGACCAUCACAUCGUCUUGACCGAGCCGUCCAUUUCCGUCUCCUGUCCGGGGAUGCUGGGACGCUAUGUGGCCGUGCGUCUUCCCGGAUCCUCCCGAGUACUGAGCGUGUGUGAAGUCCUAGUAUUUUCUGUCUAUAGUUAUAAACUAAAAUGUCACUACCACCUUAAGCUGAUUGACUUUGCCUUUACUAGGUCCAGCCCCGACCGCCCCCUGGCCUACUACAAUGGCUAG